AUGGCGUCCUCCUUUGCGGUGUGCAGAUGGACGCAAAUCUUUGUGCGCCGUCCAGGCGGAGAGACAAGGACAGGCAGAGAGAUCUGUUCUCAUCAGCUACCACUCCAACGAGAAAAUGCUCCUCAAGGCACGCAUGUUGUAGUGGAAUUUGCCAACCGGGAAAGUGUUGCAUCAUUACUAGAAGAGGCGGCCAUCCCCAGCAUCAGCCAUGAAGCCGUGGUGCCUUUUAAAUCGAGAUUGCUGUCACUGAAGAAAUUAGGUUCAUUGGACUCACCAAACCAGCAGUCAGGCCAACAGUGCAAGCCUCAAACCUCUAUUCCCAUCAACGAGCUCAUAAAGAGGCUGUCCAGAGAGGAAAGUAUAGACCAACAGGUAACCUCCCUGACUGAAACCUAUCAACUAACAGAGGAGAACAGCCGACUGCGUUUCCUCGUCUGCUCUCUGCUCCAGGACAUUGCUGCUGCUUAUUUCCCAGAAUGCACCAUCAAGCCAUUUGGCUCAUCAGUGAACGGCUUUGGAAAGCUGGGCUGUGACCUGGACAUGAUUCUGGACCUGGAUGGCAUCAGUGGGAGAAAAGCAAAAACGCCAAAAGGAGGUCUGUCCCUGGAGUACAAUCUGAAGAGGGCCAACUCAGAGCGGGCCGUCACCCAGAGCAUCCUGUCUGUCAUCGGGGAGUGUUUGGACCAGUUUGGGCCUGGGUGUGUUGGAGUGCAGAAGAUUCUCAAUGCACGAUGCCCGCUGCUCCGUUUUGCCCACCAGCCCUCUGGCUUUCAGUGUGACCUCACAGCCAACAACAGGGUGGCGAUUAAGAGCACAGAGCUGCUCUACCUGUAUGGAGAGCUGGACCCUCGGGUGCGUUUCCUGGUGUUCACCGUGCGCUGUUGGGCCAGAGCUCACGGCAUCACCAGCAGCAUCCCCGGGGCCUGGAUCACCAACUUCUCCCUCACCGUCAUGGUGCUCUUCUUCCUGCAGAAGAGGAGCCCUGCCAUUAUCCCCACGCUGGACCACCUUAAGAACCUUGCAGGUCCCGCAGACAAGAGCGUGAUUGAGGGGAACGACUGCACGUUUGUCAGCGACUUCAGCAAGAUCCAGCUCCAGAGCAACACAGAAACACUAGAGCAACUGCUGCGUGAAUUUUUUGAGUUCUACGCCUCCUUUGCAUUCAACAAGAUGUCCAUAAAUAUCAGAAAGGGCAAAGAGCAGAACAAGCCAGAGGUAACCCCGCUGCACAUCCAGAACCCCUUUGAAACCUCUCUGAACAUCAGCAAGAACGUCAACGCCACACAGCUGGACCGCUUCGUGGCUUUGUGUCAGGAGAGCUCCUGGCUGCUCCAGCAGAGUGAAACCAACACACCCAGCCUUCAUUCUAAAGGCGGCUCUCCCACACCUUGGGGACUCGCUACCCUCCUCCUACCCUCCCAGGUUGGAGGGAUCAAAAGUCGCAAGAAAAGGAGACUGGAGCCGGCCAGCGUGAGGAUCAAGAGCUUGCUGGAAUCCUUGAAGAAAAGCUAAGACUCUUUGGAAAUCAGCUCCAUCCUCUUACUAUUACUUUAACUCAUUCAUUGGUGAACACCUUCGGGUGGUCUUGACUGAUGCCUCACUGAGGAGGUGAGGGGCAGCCUCUGCACUGGCCUAUAGUUCCAAACAUGGACACCGGGGGGUGUCACUGAGGCCCGCAUGUGCAUAUGUUUGGAACCUAGAAUGAGGGUGUGAUUACUGCAUUCUUACUGUGGACUCACCUACUCUGUUGUAAUUAAAGCCAACACUGGAAACUGAUGCAAGUGAUGCUCAUUUAGGAGCUGGACUGUAGAUUCACAGCUUCAUGGAAUUCAAAAUCUGUUCUAUCUGGAUAUUAUAAUGAACGCUGAUAACCAACAUCAUGUGUUCACACCUCAAACAAAAUCAUUCUGAAUAUUUUUUCUAUUACUGUUAUACAUAUGGAAUAACACAUGAUUUUUUUGCAAACACUGCUUUUGUUAUAAUUUCACCUCAAAACUGCCAAAAAGGCUGUAAAAGGGAUUCAUCAAAAAUAUGUCAGUUAAAUAGUUAAAAGGAGUGUAGAGAGAAAUAUUGUAAAGAGAAAGUGUUUAAUUGAUUUCCUUAACUCCAGUAGCUUGAUAGAAGAAAUGAAAACCUUAUUUAUUUCCUCUGUCUGUCUCUGACUGGCUCGUUUUAUUUUCGAGCUCCUGAUGUGUAACAUCACACUGGAGCAAUUAGAGCAAAGUUAACUUACCUGAAAACACCGCAAGCUGGGCACACUGAGCACCAGCCUUUUCACCUAUAGCUGCUGUAGCCAGCUGAAACUAACGUUCAUCAUAAAUCUACACUGGAGCCAGUGAAGCUUAUCAUUCUGAACUGUUGCUGUAUAAAUGCUUACACAGUGGCUAAAGCAUUUUAGGUGCAAGCUAACAGUGACAAGCCUCUACGCUAAUCAGCCACUUGCAGAUUCUGUUCCAUACUUCUGUCUCCAUCACAUCAUCUUCCAUUAUCUUUGUGGCACCUGAGCAGGUUUCAGUCAGCCAAUAACAAAGACUUGUAGUCUACUAAUGCUGUCAGUUUCUGUGCUGCAUAAACAAAUAUGAAUAACUUCUGUGGGUACUCCUCGUAUGAUAAAAUUGUUCUCAUUUAAGUCCAUGUCUCUUCAUCACUCCUAACUUUACAAGAAUUAUCUAAAGCUAUAGCGAAUUUUGUCAUUCUUAGCUUGUGUCCAUUAUGAAUGAUUAACAUAGCCUGCACUAGUUGGUAUAGUUAGGGUUCAAGGCCUAAAGGGGGAAACCCUGUUGUGUUUGUGCUGGUUUCUCAUCAUCAUUAUUAUUAUUAUUAUGUCUUCUUUUUUUCUGCCUCAAUGGCUCAAACUGCUGGAACGAGUUAGGAACAGGAAACUUGGCCCCAUACCUGGAAAUGAUGAACAAGUGCUUUACACAAAAUAUCAGCUCAGUCAGCCAGACGGUGGCGCUGUAAUUGAGGCCCAAAAAUUCAAGUUUGGAAAGGCCACGCCCCUCACACCAUAAGUCUGAUUGACUUAAAAUUUGAUCCACAAGUCCAGCUCAGCGUGCUCAAAAAAACUCUCUUGGACCAUUUCCACUUCUUCAAGAAUCUACAGCACCAGAGAACUGAGAUACCCAUUUCUAUCGUUAAUGAGCAAGAUCGGAAAACAUGAGCACCACCAACCAAAAAAGUUUGCGAGGGACAGAGUUUAGCAUGAAAACGGCCGUAACUUGUUAAUGAUUUGUCCAGUCAUCACAAAUCUUGGUGCAUGUCUUCAGGCCGUGAUUGGAAAUGGGCUUACUCAAGCAUUUUCAGCCUGAUUCUAUUCAAGGAGUGCAGGUUUGUGCACUUCAACACUGGCUUCAUUUUUCAGAGUUGGAUGUUGACACUUUGGAUAACCAAAAGCUCAAGUGCCAUAUUGAUUGGAGAAAGUGGGCGUGGCUGAUCAGUUAUAUGCUCUGAAGUCAAGAUGCAUUUGAGCCAUCCUGAUCAGUCUCACUGGAGAUAUCGUGCUUCCUUAGAGUUUCAUUCAGAUGUGCUGAAGGGGGGACAAAUGGCAAAACUUUGAGUGUGACUGGUCUCACUCCUUUAACAGAACUAAAGUAGCUGAAGUGAGAGCUCACCUCUAUAAAGCCCGAAACCUGUUCGCUGCUGCUUGCAACUUUCACUUUGGCCCCCUGAGCUGCUUCCUUCUGUUGAGCGCAAACGGGCUUGAACCCCGAAGCACCACUUGCAGCUGUAUUUUUAGGAUUAAAUUAGCUUAGCUCGGUACAGUAGCUAAUUGAAAAGGCUGAUUCUCAGUGUGUUCAGCUGUGUUUUCAGGUAAGAUAGCUAGCCACAGUCAUUCAUGGCUCUAGCAGUCUGAUGCAUGCCUGAGCAGGAGGAAAUCUGAAGUGUCUUCUGGAGAAACUAACUUAUGUAGCUAAAUGAUCAAACUUGCCGGAGACAUUAAAAGCCAAACAAAAUUUAAUGAGCUAUGAGAGAUAAAUUGAGUAAAAUAAUGUCAUAAUUUUCUCAAUUUCAAGGAAAAGUAUAAUGCUUUAUAUUUCUUUCUACAUUGCAUUUUAACUAUUUA
Messenger RNA from Chelmon rostratus (copperband butterflyfish), 4063 nucleotides. Its product is annotated as mitochondrial poly(A) polymerase. The transcript has 9 exons. The coding region runs from base 1 to 1512 and encodes 503 amino acids. The record is from RefSeq and is a predicted model, not a curated record. Lineage: Eukaryota; Metazoa; Chordata; Actinopteri; Chaetodontiformes; Chaetodontidae. Gene Ontology annotation, molecular function: poly(A) RNA polymerase activity. Gene Ontology annotation, cellular component: mitochondrion.